Molecule: messenger RNA, 1767 nt
Organism: Spinacia oleracea (spinach)
Lineage: Eukaryota; Viridiplantae; Streptophyta; Magnoliopsida; Caryophyllales; Amaranthaceae
Exons: 10
Coding region: 53-1615 (520 amino acids)
Source: RefSeq, a predicted model, not a curated record
CACCGGAGGUUCUAAUUUACGGGGCCUUAGCCCAUAGGGGCACAUAGACAAAAUGAAAACUACGAGUAGCGUUCGAAUUGGUAUGGAAGGAGGUAAGGUGGUCUCCGCUUCAGCUUCCGUCUCCGAUCAGUCAUGUGGUGGUUGUGGUCCCUCUGCCGCCGCCGCCUCCUCCUCCUCCUCCUCCUCCUCCUACCAGUCUUGUGGUGGUUGUGGUCCCUUCUCCGGCCUUAUCAUUUGCGUCUCUGGACUUUCUAAAGAAUCAAGGAAGCAAGUUAUGGAAGCCACAGAGAGAUUAGGUGGAAAAUACACCCCUAAUUUGCAUCCUAAUUGCACCCACUUGCUGGUCCAGAGUCUUGGUGGACACAAACUAAAACAUGCAUUGAAUCAUGGUUUCAGAAAUAAGCCUUUUGUUGUUACUCUUGGUUGGUUUAUUGAUUGCGUCAACAACAAUGUCAAGUUAGAUGAAUUACCCUAUACAUUUUCGAGUGUUGCACAACCCGGCUUCCCAAUCGAUGAAACUGUGGUUCUCAGUCCAACUGCAUUUGAUGAUGCUUCUAUUUCAGCAAGUGGAGGAAACAAAGGAUCUCAUUUAUUUGGCCACUCUAUUUACAUUGACUUGGAUGUUCCUGCUGAACUGCAUAAUAAGGUGGUUGAUGUGGCUACUCGAGAAGGUGCUGUGCUUGUCGAUCAAUGGUUUGUUGGUUGUGGUGCAAGCUAUGUUGUGUGCGAGGGGUCAUCCAUUCAAAGAUAUCUUGGGCACAGUGAUAACAUUGUUAGUCCUAUAUGGGUUCUCAAGACAUCUACAGAGAGAUCUAUGCAACGAUUCGUUGGUUUGUCUGCUGAUCUAGCUAGACACAUGGGAGUGAUGCUUGAAAACCUGCAAUGUUCAACUACAAGACAGGAUUUGAAUGAAAGGUGCCAUGAGCAUAUUCUGACAAGUGAUAGAAGAAAACUGAGCCAAAAAGAAAGGCUGCAGAAUGCGAACCUUGCAAAAUGCGGUGUUAGAAAUCGACGUGCCCGGCGUCUGCAGCCAUGUCACGUACCCUUGCGUCCAAUCAAUCCUAGCAGCCUUCUAGACUCACUCUGCUGGUCUAUCUCUGAGCCAUCUUCCAGAGCUUCUGUAUAUGCAGACUCUCUUAAAUCCAAUAAUGACGUUGAGAUCCACAAACAUGGACUUUCUGCUGGAGGAGAUUGUAUUGAAUCUGAAGCUUCAUUCUCAAAUUUAUUACGACCACUUAAAGAAAGUGAGAAAAAUGAGUUAGUGUUUAAAAACCACUUCCUUACGAUAUUGUAUCCAGUUGAUCGAUUUGCGGAGUUGGGCCCUUCCUCAAGGACAUAUUUUAGUGAUACGGGAUUUACUUGUCUGCAGUUGCUGGAUUUUAUAUAUGCCUUCUACCAGGAGAAUAUGUCAGAUGAUGAAAUAGAGGUUGCAAUUCACACUGACUCAAGGCAUGCUGAUCAGCUCCGGUCAGUUUAUUGCAGCGAGAGGACAGAACUUGGUUGCGUGAUGGACAAGCGCAUAGAAUUCUUAGGUAGCCGGAAAAGCUUUGAAAUGUUGAAACGCGUAAGUGGGGAUAACAAUAGCAAUGUCUAUGAGCUUUUAAUAAGAGAAUAAGACAGUCAUGUACCCUAUAGUGUUGGCUAGCAAGUUUCUGUAUGAUUUUAAUUUAAAACUUUUGAUGUACAAUACACGUAGGAUUGUACAACAACUUGGACAUUGUAAGUUAUCUUAAUCACAAAAGCUCAUUCAUUUUAAUCAAUUUUAAA